Dunckerocampus dactyliophorus (ringed pipefish) is the source of this 1415-nucleotide messenger RNA. RefSeq names its product neuroguidin, EIF4E binding protein (gene ngdn). Bases 213 to 1262 code for a protein of 349 amino acids. Gene Ontology annotation, cellular component: small-subunit processome; nucleolus. Gene Ontology annotation, biological process: maturation of SSU-rRNA from tricistronic rRNA transcript (SSU-rRNA, 5.8S rRNA, LSU-rRNA). The transcript has 11 exons. NCBI's taxonomy places the organism in Eukaryota, Metazoa, Chordata, Actinopteri, Syngnathiformes, Syngnathidae. The record is from RefSeq and is a predicted model, not a curated record.
AGCAGCUGUGAUGAUGAUGAUGAUGAAGAAGAAGCUCGCCGGGCUGGACGCUCCUUCCUCCUCGCUGUUUUUUUUUUUUUUUAAUUAUUCCCGUUCAAAAUUCGGUGCCGAUUUGAAAGAAGAUGACAUAGUCGGAUUGUGAGCGACGGCACCUGAGAGGAAAGAGUGUCGUCAUCCAGCCGGUGGCGGACAAAGAGCGUCUGGAAAACUGCAUGUGUGUUGUGAGCCUUCGCCGACGGCGACACCACUUCGACAAACUUCGGCUGCAAUCGGCCAGAAAGUCGAUGACGUCUCCGGUCUCGGUGCUGGCAAAGAUCGUCUAUUAUAAGGAUUUGAUCGAAAGCGAUUUGCCGAAAGCUGUUGAGUUGUUCAAUACCCUCACAGAGCAGGUGGCUGCAGUGACGCGUCAUGUCCAAGAGCUGCUGACGAAAGUGAAAGGUGGUGCAUUUAACACAUCUAAGGGUUUGUCCUUUUUGGAUCUCCGCUAUCACCUGCUGCUCUUCUACCUCCAAGAUCUCACUCACCUGAUCAGCAUCAAGACGGAAGGUGGCAAAAUAAAGGAGAGUGAAGCCUUAAACCGACUGGUCACCAUCAGGACGGUCCUGGAGAAGAUGCGACCUCUUGACCACAAACUGAAGUACCAAAUUGAUAAACUGGUGCGCACAGCUGUCACUGGCAGUUUGGCUGAAAACGACCCGCUGCAGCUUCGUCCCAAUCCGGAGAAUCUUAUGAGCAAACUGAGUGACUCCGAGUCUGAAGAUGAGGAGGAGAACAAGGUGUCAGAGAAAAAAGCAGCCCGCGCCACUGACAGGAAAUAUCUUCCACCCAAAAUCGCUGCAGUGCAUUAUGAUGGCGACAUGACUGAAGCGGACAAGCAGAAAGCUCAGGUGGAGCGGCAGAAACGGGCAGCGCUGAGAAGUUCUGUCAUCCAGGAGCUGAGGCAGCAGUACAGCGACGCUCCCGAGGAGAUCCGGGAAAGACGUGACUUCCAGAGUGAGCGCGAAAGCCGCGAGGAGCUCCACAGGAAAACCUACGAGGAGUCCAUGAUGGUCCGUCUCAACGUUCCCAAGCGAGAGAAAAACUCCAAAAAGAGAAGACUGAUGGCCAUGUCCGGUCAGCUGAGCGGCAUCACUCACUUUGGUGACAUCACAGCGCUGACUGGCGGCGAGGGCGGCCAGGAUGGCGAUAACCUUCGGCCCAAGAAAAAGAAGAAGCUCAUGAAGAAGAACACCAAAAGAAAAGCCUUCAAGAAGCACAGAUAAACCAUCAUGGAGGCGUCAUCAUUCUGGUUAAUACAGCACAUUUACCAUCUCUACAUAGAACACUUUUGCUGGAUACCUUCUUGAAGAGCUGAUGCUUUUGUCAUCUUUUGCUCAGAUUUCAUGAGUGAUGACCUUUUUUUUUUUUUUUUUUUA